UAAGAAUACGGCUUGAAAAGGUAUCUUCACCUUUUGACCGAAAGCAAUGGAAAAAUCAGUCCUUUUCCUAAUCACACUGGGAAUUGUAACUGCAUUUUAUCCGCAACAAGCAUAUUCCGCCAGCGAAACAGCGAAGAGCACUUUUAGAUUUUUGUUGAACUUUUACCGGAGACCAGUCGUCAAAAUCAUAAAGAACUCCACAGCACAUGAAGAUAUCCAAAAACAAUCCAUAGAUGAGGCGGAGCUGAAACGAGACGAGAUCCCAGAGCCUACAAUAGCUGCCACUUUCAGUACAGCCACCAUAAACUUUCCAAUCAACAGAUACAUGGCGAAUGUCAUGUUUCAGUUGUUCGGCAAAGAUGGUAUUCUGGAAAAAGGUGGAUUCGACAGAAAUGGUUACAUCCGUACGGAUGCCUCAGCCUCGAUCGUGCUCCUCGGUGGCUUCGGGAACAGAUCCGAACUUUUACAUGAGGUAUUAAAAGCGCAUGACACGCCUAUUAACGCCGGAGCAAUUACGUUGGUUGUACAGCUGUUUUUCAGUCCCGACGACUUUAAUCGAUUAACGAACUGGCUUCGGGAAGAAAUUCGGGCCGGCUAUGAGAACUUCGACGAUCCGUGCUCUCCGAUAGUUUGUAUUAAGUUCGUCUGCUGUACGAAGAUUGCUAAUCCUAUCUUAGGUCCAAAGUUCGGAACGAUCCGAGUUGGUAUCGAUUAAGAGGAAACCGUAACAAGAGGACAUACUUUUGGUAUUUACAAAGCUAAGAAAAUCGUUGUAAAGUGUAGUGUGUGAAGCAGAGUCAAGAAGAAGAGGUAUAAACUAGAUGGCAAGUCAAAAUCAUUUUAACCCAAGACAGACAGACAAUAAGACAGACAGACAGACACAAAGACAAUAAGACAGACAGACAGACACAAAGACAAUAAGA
Messenger RNA from Stylophora pistillata, 923 nucleotides. RefSeq lists its product as uncharacterized. The record is from RefSeq and is a predicted model, not a curated record. Lineage: Eukaryota; Metazoa; Cnidaria; Anthozoa; Scleractinia; Pocilloporidae.